Molecule: messenger RNA, 10334 nt
Organism: Hyla sarda
Lineage: Eukaryota; Metazoa; Chordata; Amphibia; Anura; Hylidae
Gene: CSPG4
Product: chondroitin sulfate proteoglycan 4
Exons: 10
Coding region: 36-7172 (2378 amino acids)
Source: RefSeq, a predicted model, not a curated record
UCUCUUUAAUUGUUUGCUUAAAACUCAAGAUAUAUAUGUUUCAGUUUGAAGAUUCUGCUGGGUUCUUUUCAGGACAGGAGAAUACGGAGGAACAUGACCUCCAGAGAAAUGUAGAUGUCAGCCUUCAUAUGACGUUCGUGCCAUCUGAGAAGUCCGGUCUCCUGUUCCUUGCAUCUGGAGAAUCCCAGUAUCUACUAGUAGAAUUAGUCAAUGGGACAAUCAGGACUAAAUUGAAAAAAGGCAAAGAAGAAUCCAUAAUAACCCUGCCAAACUGGACUGUUCGGAUACAUAGUGAGGCCCACAAAAUAGAUCUAAAGGUCACUGAAUCUCAGAUGAUCUUAACAGUGGACGGAUUCACCAAUGCUUUGAAUGUUUCAUUUCCCCAGCAGAAGCCGUUCACAUAUCACAGUAUAUUCCUUGGUGGAACUGGUGGAAAUCACACUGCAGAAAAUAUUCCUACAUUUCGUGGCUGUAUCAUGGAAGCUAAUUUCAAUAACAUGGACCUGCUUUCUGGGUUUUUUCCUCAAGUAUCAUUUCAUGGACAAUGGGAAAUGUGUCACACAGACCUUCAGGCUAGUGGUGUUGGUUCCUUUGGAUUUCUAGGACCACGCUCAUAUCUGAAGUUUCCAAGUUGGAAUAUGAAACCACAGGGAUCUAUUGAAAUAACUCUGGAGACCUCUAGACCAGGGCGCGCACCUCUGCUUUACCAAUCAGGACCCCAAAAAUCUUACUUAUAUGUUGAAAUUGCUGGUGGUCACCUCCAGGGAGUGUUUGACACCGGAGUGUCAGCUGUAAAAUUCCAAAACCUGGUGUACAUUAGUGACAGCCAGAUCCAUACUAUACAAAUUUCUAUGGAUAGUUCCAAAAUACAGCUGACUGUGGAUGGAACGUCCACCCAGUUCUCUCUCAAUAGUGUAGGACAAAAAUGGGAUUUCCAUGGUGAUCUUUAUUUUGGUGGUGUGGAUGAAAUUACUUUAGCUAAGAUGCAGGACGGUCCUCUUGGUAACAUUGAUUAUAUGGAGUAUAAAUCUUUUUCUGGAUGCAUUAGGAACUUGAAGAUUAACUCUAAGAGGAUGGAAAUACAGGACGCAUUGACAAGCAAAGAUAUAGUAGAUGUUUGUCAUGAAUAUGACUAUUCAGAUUAUGAAGACUAUAUCACUAUCAUUACCACCACAACUGCUCCAACAAUUUUUGAAAGUCUUUCUGACAUCUGCAAAAUGGAACCCAGUUCAGCCAAAAUGACUUUUCUUCUAAAUCUUAAGCCUUUAGUAGUAGCCAGGGGAAGAUUUGCAGUUCUGGAAUUGAGACAUGUUAACCCUACAAUUGACUUGGAAAAGGUUGGUUUACGUCAAUCUCAGCUAGUUUUUACAAUAGUUGGCAGCCCUCAACAUGGGCAGCUAGAGCUUGGCAUUCCAGGAGGUGAAACCAAAAGAAAAUUUACGUUGCUGGAUAUAAACAAUCAAAGAGUGCGAUACAUCCAUGAUGGGUCAGAGUCAUAUAAGGACCAACUAGGCCUAGAGAUCUCAUUAGCCAGUGGAAUAAAUGUCCCUGAGUGUCUAAGGAAGGCUCAACGUUUUAAUCUUACAAUAAAUAUUUCUCAUUAUAUUGCUAUUCCUGUUAUUCAGUUUCCUAAAGGAAAUAUAUUUUGGACUCUACAAUAUGGACAAAAAGUUUUAACAAUGGAUAAUAUUAAGAUUACAGACUCAGAUACGCCAUGUGAAUUGCUAACAAUUUAUGUAACUGGAAAUUUCAAACAAGGACAAAUUGAAAUUCAGGGCAAGCCUGGAGAAGCGGUUCAUGAAUUUUCCUGCAAAGAUCUAGAAGCAGGUCAAGUGGUAUUUGUUCAUAAAUCUGGACAGGAGGCACAUCUCACCAUACAGGCCAGUGAUGGUACUUCAAGAAGUUCAUCAGAGCUUGUGAACUUUUUAGUGGUGGAGCCUCCAAUAAAUAUAACUCAGAAUGCAGUAGUGGUACACCAGGGAACAUCAGAAUUAAUCACGUCUUCCAACCUACCUGUAGUCGUUAAUGCAGAUAAAUUGGGAAUGGAAAUUACCUAUCAACUGCUUGACAACCCCAGACUAGGUAUGGUGCAGAAACUAGUGCUCGGAGAAGGAUGGAAAACAACAGAUACAUUUACACAAGAAGAUCUGGAACGAUCUGGCGUAAGGUACCUGAGUGCAGAAUCAGAAUUUCAAGGAGAAGAGUUAAGCGAAGACAUGAAAAUUCAACUGAAACUAGGCCCACAGGUAGUGAGUAAUAACACUUUCCAGGUCAAAGUAAAGAGUUCAAGUUUACAGAUGAUGAGGAUGAGUCCUCUAAAGUUGGGAAAGACACGUGAAGUGAACUUUACAGACAAAAAUUUGCAAGUGGACACAAUCACUAGUGGACAUGAGCUAUCAUCGUUCAUAUACUUCAUUGUUCAAUCCCCACGGAAGGGAAAUCUGUUGUUAGACGGAAGGAGGAUAAUGGAAGGGUCCCAUUUUACCCAGGAAGAUGUCAGCAAUGGGCGUGUUGGCUAUACAGCUACAGUACGAAAUACUAUGGAAAUGGAGGACCAAUUUCAAUUCCAAGUGUUACAUAACAGCAGGAAUUCCCCGGUAUUAGCCUACAAGAUCAUAAUUGGAGUAGAUCCAGAUGCACCCCAACUAACUAACCAACUACUAUAUGUACUAGAAGGUGAAGCAGGAGCAGUAACUCAAGAUCACCUGUUCAUAAAAAGCAGUAGAAGCACUAACUUCUUUUAUGAAGUCAUUGAUGGACCUCAACAUGGGAUGUUGAUUCGAAAGGGAAAUUCUCAGUCAGGUCAAGAAGAAGGAGUAACCGAAUUUACUAAUGAUGAUAUUCUGGAGGGCCUUCUCUUUUACAAGCAUGAUGGCUCAGAGACCACUGAGGAUGAUAUACCAUUUGUAGUUUUUAGGCAGCUUGAGGGUAGUGCUUCUGAUACAGCGGGAGAAGGAGAGGAUAGAGAAGAGGAGGUGGUGAGGGAUGUUUUCCGUGUCUCUAUUCAGCCUGUUAAUGACAAUGCUCCUAAACAAAUAGUACAUAAAGUAUUCACAGUGGUUCGCGAUGGACAGAAGUUGUUGACCACAGAUGACAUUGCAUUUUUAGACUCAGAUACAGGUACAACAGAUUCACAAAUAGUUCUAGUUAGGUAUGGGGUGUCGUUUGGAAGAAUUGUAUUUGUGGAUGAGCCAUCACUUGUAGUUAUGAGAUUUACACAAGAUGAUAUUAGAAGGCACAAAAUUCUGUUCAUACAUAAUGGUCCUGACCAAGGUUCAAUACAGUUACAGGUAUCUGAUGGACUACAUCAUCUAACAACUAUUUUAGAUGUCCAGGCAUCUGAUCCUUUUAUCCAUAUUGCCAAUAUUACUACACUUAAUGUUCUCUCAGGUGGAGAAGAAACUCUGACACCCACAAAUCUCCAGAUAGAGACCAACAUGGACUUGCGUACAGAUGAUGAAAUAAAAUAUUACAUCAAAACUAAGCCAAGGUGGGGAGAAGUUUUAAAGGGAGGAAAACCUACCGAAUGGUUUUCACAACAAGAUUUAGCAGACAAAUUAGUCAUUUAUAAGCACAGUGGAGAGGGAAGUAAUAGGGAUCAUUUCAGGAUCUCGGUUGAGGCUAACCAGGUAGAAGCAGUAGGUGAUAUCAAGAUACAAGUAAUCUCUGAUUCUCCCCCAGUGACUCUGACUUUGAUGCAUAAUGAGAAAGUAUACGUCUUUCAAGGUGAAGCAGCAGAGAUCAAGAAGGAAUAUCUUUUGGUUUCUGCAGAGGGCAUAUUCCCACAUAACAUUGCAUACAGUCUAAUAGGUUCUCCCUAUUUCGGACACUUGGUUUCAGUUAGUGGAGAACUAUCAUCUGAUGGAUCACCAAGUUUGGACUUUGUACAUACUUUUACUCAGGAAGAUAUUAAUAAGGGAAGGAUCUUGUAUCUGCACUCAUCCUCAGACAUGCUCCCUGACCAGAUGACGUUAGAAGUGUCUGCAGGUGGAACAACUGCUGAGAUAGUGGUGCCUCUAGAGAUAUUAUCAGUCAACAUACCAUUGGAAGCUAAUGAACUGAAUGUGGUGCAGGGUGGGACAACUGCCUUAUCUAACAGCAUUCUUCGGAUCCCCAUUGACUACUAUCUGGGUCUCAACUUAGACCUUGUAAUAAUUGAAGCUCCAAAGAAUGGGCGUAUAAUAAAUCAAGAUAAAAAUGAUCUACGAGACUUCAGUUGGAAUGAGCUGGACCAAGGACAAGUAUUUUAUGAACAUGAUGGCAGCAAGACCAGGAAUGACAGUUUCUCCGUGAUAGCCAAUGCUUCAGAUGUGAAUCACCAUAGCCUGCCAGUGACUGUCAAUGUUAUAGUCCAAGCUGUAAAUAAUGAGAAGCCACGUGUGGUCUCCAACAAGGGACUACAAAUACUGGAGGGUGAAACAGCUACCAUCACCACUGAUGUCCUGCACGCUCUUGAUGAUGACUCGGCACCAGAAGACAUUACAUAUUCUUUCAUUCCUCCGACCAAUGGAGAAGUGAUUGUAAGAGGUUUCCCUGGCAAAGUUUUAAGCUUUUCCCAAAGAGAUUUGGAAUUGGGAAUGGUGCAGUUCAUGCACAGAGGAGAGUUGGAUGGAGGAUUUCUCUUUAGAGUGUCUGAUGGAGAAAAUGAAUCGGAACAAUUGUUUUUUCAUGUUCAAGCAACACCAUUCACAGUCACUGUGGAAUCACUACAAAACAUUCUAGUGUGUCCACGUUCACUUCAACAAAUCACCAAGCAACAUUUGAGUGCAGUGACCAAUGAGCAAAAGGGCAACCAGCCUGUAUUAGUAUAUCAUAUAGAAAAUCCACCACAGAUUGGGAAAAUUGUACGAGGAGGAAACGGCAUGGUGUUGGCCAAUUUUACCCAAGAAGAGGUAGAUGCAGGCAUUGUGUUUUACCAACAUGCCGAGUCAUUAAUGCCAUUUUGGACUGCUCAAGAUUCCUUUAUAUUUUAUGUGCAAUCUUCACGUGCCACUUCCCAGCUAUAUGUAUUAAAUGUGACGGUGACAUUCCAGGGCUCAUGCCCACAGCUGCAUACAAAGCUCUGGAAGAACACAGGUCUCAGUGUUCAGCAAGGUGGUUCUUCACCAAUAACACUUGACUCCCUUGAUGGUUCAAACCUUCUGGCAAAUUCAAGCUUCUCGAAACUGACACAUGAUAUAGUUUUUUUCAUCACCAAUUUUCCUUCACAUGGUCAUCUCUCCAUUAAUGGGGUCUCACUUAACCAAGAAAAUACAUAUUUUUUACAGUCUCAUCUGGAAAAUGGAAGCCUGUUCUACACAAAUACCAUGUCUGAGAGCCUUGGAGAUAGCUUUCAGUUCACAGCCCAGUUAAGGCCCAAGUCCAAUUCUUUUCACGAAUCCAUUGACACGUUAGCCAUAAGAGAAUCAUUUAAUAUAACCUUCACUAGUUCACCUAUUAUACCUUCAAUUUUAUCUUCACCAAAGUUGAAAUUAAAUGUAGCAGUGGGCUCAUACAUUCCACUAAAUGAAGAUCACUUAUCUUUAGAUCACCCUCUGGCCUCCCCGGAUAACAUACUUUACACAAUAUUACAUUUACCAUUAGGUGUAUCAGUGGAAAGACGAGGAAACCAAUCUGCUCAAGUUUUACAGUUCACACAAGAAGAUCUUGGCAGGUCAAAUCUCAUCCUUAUUGCUAACCAAACAGCAGUUUCAGGCGAAUUCAGGUUUAAUAUAAUAGAUGGACUGCAAGCCCCAUUUCUAGGACAACUGCCAGUAAGGGUUCUCCCAAUGCAUCAGGCUACUCUUGAAGUCAAACAGAUUGCUGGAAGGUCUAACAUUACACUAGGACAUAUCUCACCAACCCUGGACAAAAUGGCAAACACAUAUGUGUAUAAAAUAACAAGAAAGCCAACAUAUGGCCAGGUUGUUGUUGCCCAGGUACCAGGGUUAGAGUUUCAUUGGGACCAGGUAAACAACAAUGAGGUAUCCUAUGAAUUUACCAAUUUCCUAUCCACCCAAGAUGAAUUUGAAUUUGUUGCUGUCUCAAACAUGGAUGAGGAAUAUAUUGGACAAGUGACUGUACAAGUAUCUGCAACAGUGAAGAUAGGAGAUAGACAAAAGUGGCCGAGAGGAUGUACAAUUAAACUAGGUCCUGAAGUUAUCGAUGCAAGUGAACUCGGUGCAACUACUCAAAGCAUCCCACAGUUUAUCGUACUUCGCCAUCCAAGAAAAGGGAGGUUGGUGAGAUUUCCACAUGAAGGUGGCAAAGGAGACAGGUCAAUGGUCCAUGUCUUCACACAAGGGGAGCUAGAAAGUGGACUUAUUGGUGUGGAGUUAUGGGAAGAUGACCAGAGUGGACAAGAGAUACAAGGUGAUCGGCUUAGUUUAUUGAUCAGUGCCAGUAAUGUGCCUCCAGCUAAUGUUACUGUAAGAUUUAACACCAUACCAUACAAUUCUUCUAAUGCUGACCAUACCAUUCUUCUCCGUUAUCCUGAAAGCUUGUCAAGCACAACAAAUCCACAAAUAUCCAGAACUGUGGAAACCACACAAGGGAUGUUUGUCACUGAUAUACAAGCUACAAGUUCAGAGUCAAGCACUCUAGAAUCUAUGAACAGUGAGCCAACGACACACCAAGAAACAACCACAGAUUUAAUAUCAAGGGAAACAGAUUUAAUUUCGACAGUAAACAUGGUGCUAGGAACAAAUUCAACACAUACAACAACUGUGGCACCCACAAAAACUCCUUUAGUUCUAACUACGUCAACUCAUACUAACACUUUGUCACCAGACGUUUGGAUGUCAUCAGAAUACGUAAGUGAAAUCACUACUCAGGAUAUUAUCUUAAACUAUUCACUGAGUAUAAAUGCAUCCAGUUCACCUAGCCCAGCAUUAGAGGGUACAGUCCUUGGUUUUAUGAGCUCACAUAUGUAUAGCAUUGUGCUUCCUGUCUGUCUUAUAUUGUUGUUCAUUUUGCUUGGUCUUCUUCUUAUGGCUUACUUUGUACGCAAGAAAAAGAUGGGAAAACAUCAUGUCCAAAAAGCAGCAACAUCAGCAGCAAAGACUGAGAAUGGAGCCUCAGAUAGGCAAACAUUUCGUCCAACUGAACCUGAUAGGGGCUUCCCUCUUUGUGAUGUUGGAGAUCACAGAAGCAAUGGUGCUACUGGACAGCCUGGCAGCCAGUACUGGGUAUAAACACAGAAAGAAAGCUUCUCUGGGUUGGCACUAAACGCGGGACAUUUCCUCCCAACAAUACUCAGGAUGGAGAGUGGGAUUACAAUCUGAAGUACUCAGCACUUUUCUUACAAAAGCAGUGCUCUGUAAGUCCACACUGUUACGCAUGCAAGAUAUUUGUCUUUUAACUGGGACAUGUUCUACUGGACUCAACAUUUUCUAACAAUUCUACCCUAAAAACUUAACUAGCUUGCCUAUGUGCAGCUUCCUGGCAUCUAUACCAUUGAAAAUGUACAUGGUAUUUUCCUGCAGGUACGUAUAAUAUAUGCUGGACGAGCAUUAGAUAUUUUAUAGAGCAGCAAUAAGAUCCAUAUGUGCAAAAUCGAAACCUCCAUACAAUUUAUUGCAGAGGCUAAAAUGUAUGUAUAUUUAUCAAGAUGCUGCAGGGGAAACCUUUCAGUAUCAUGCAGCUGUCUAUUUCUUUCUAUUGGCUUCUGUCAAAGUCACUCCAUCACUUUGUUCAGGUUUUUCUGUCUUCCAAUUGUGGGACUUACAGUAUUGCAAGAAUCAAUUGUUUCAAGAAAGACGAGACAGCCUGCCAUUGUCUCAGAUUGUGCCGGACACAAUUGUCUUCUAGACCUCUCAAGUGCAUUCCCUUCUUAUUGUCAGUGUCACUUUGUAUCAAGGAAUGCUGAGUUGCCUAACAUGACAGCUGCAGGCUCCAGCAGUAAAUGAUCAGGGCCCUAAUACUUAUAGACUAUCAAAAGGUUAAUGUGUGAACCGUGAUCUGUAUAUUAGUGUAAACAGAGGUGUCUAAAAUGUAUAUUCAAAAAAUGAAGAGACCGAAAUUGCUUGUAAAUACACCCCAUAUUUUCUUAACAGAUCAGGUUUUUAAAAGGGGGUAUUGGUAUUCCUAUCUCAAACACUUAUGACAUAGCCUUAGAAUAUUCUAGAUGCGGGACCCCCAGCUCUGUUUGGCCUGAUUAUGACAGCUAAGUGUGCUAGGGCUAAUAAAACAGUGAAGCGUGCGGUUUUACCCUGUUGCCGUAAUUCCCAUAGACAUUAAUGGGGGUUACGGAAACAAUGUGGCACUGCGAGCCAUGUCCGGCUACUGCAUGUAGUCUGAACAAGGUCUAAAGUAGCUUGUUCUAGAGACAGAUUAUGAUCACAGAGGUGGACCUGCAUCUAUCAGACAUUUAUGGAAUAUAAACAGGUAAAAGGGGAAAAUGAUUAGGGAAGCCCAGUCCAGUAUACAGGAUGUGAGAUAGUUUUAGACCAACUCUGCUUCAUAGGAUUUUUGUUUACACUUCCAUUCCCUUUACUGCACAUGCAGCCCUGUUAUCGCUAUAGUUUUGAACACAUUUGCACUGUUCCCAGGUGAGAGAAAAGUAUCCAUAAAAAAAUAAAACCUAUUGAUAAAUCUGAGCCAAUCUUCCUGAAACCAAAACGGUACAAUUUUGCCUAUCGCAAUCAAUCCCAGAUUAGCAUUAAGAUAUAAAGUCUGAGCUGUGAUUGGUUGCAAAACAAGACAGUUUUGAUUUCAAAAAGAUUGACAAAUCUGGGCCAUUACCAUGCACUGCAAUAAUCCAGACAUAACCAACAUUAUUGUGAGGCAUUAAAUGAGUUACAUGGCAAUAAGUGAUCAGCAGAAUAAAACAGCCAUGAUUCACUUGCUGGAUUGCCAUAGUCCUUUCAUUCUGCUGAUCUGCGGAGAUUUUGGGAUUAGAAUUGCACCAACCAAAUACUGAUGACCUGUCACGGGUAGACUAUUUGUAUUACAGGGAAACUGACAUCUGGCUCACCCACACUUAACCUAAUACACAGCGUUCUAGUGCGGGUAAACCAGAUUACAACCAGGUAUCCCUUACACGGAUCCACAGCUACAUUUAGGAGAUACCUGUUGUAUUUGCCUCCAUUGCUAAUAGUCAUCUUUGUGAAAUGGAGGCAGGAUCCGACAUACCCAGCAUCCUUGCCUCCUUCCUCUCUGCUCCAAUAUGCCCACCCACCACACGCUCACAUAGGUGAAGGAUCUAUGAAUAUUUAUGAGGUAGGUGGGCAUAUCGGAGCAGAGUGGAAGUAGGCAGUGUUGCUUGGUAUGCUGGGUCUUGCCUCCCUUAUGCAAAGUUGAUCAUUUACAUAUAUUUACAUGUGAAUAAGGCCUAUGUCUGUGGUGAUCAUCAUCAGUAGUUGUCAGAUGACCGCUAUGCCAAUAAACCCCCAAUACACAUGUAUGCUUGGUUCAUUGUGCACGUAAUGUCUAUAGUCAACAUAACAGUAGCCAUUUUUUCACAUUUACAACAGUUUAUAUUAGAGGAGAUCACAGUAUGUCUUCCAGAAUAUUUCAUAAAGCAAAAUACAGGCUUACUAUGAUCUCCAUAAAUUGAUCAGCGACAAACUAACUACCUCAAUAUACGAAUCACCAAAAAAGCUUGAUGGAGAAUGAAAUUGUUGUGUAGAUGGGAACAAAAGUUAAAUGUUACAGAUUACACAGGUAUAACACUCCUGUACAUGUAAGCUUUUUACCUUAUUUAACCAUGAGAAAACACUGUGUCAGAUUAUAUGAAAUACUGUAUAUUUCUAUCCACUAUAGAUUUUAUACUAAGUGUAACUAGAUAGACUUUCCAAAAUCCUCUCCUCAGGCAUAAAAAACAAGUAUAAAAGAAAGUCAAUUUCAUAUGUCAAGACUGGCAGUGUUGGUAAAGAAGGCCUUAGGCAUAAAAACUAGUGCAGACAAAAAGUGUCAAUGUCAAAGUACUAAGAGUAAACUUUGUUCAUUGCUGGUUAAAAGAUAAAAUUAUAGAAAUAUUAGAAUAAACUGAAUGGCCACUGAGAUGGGCACUGACACUGCUGUCUGCACUUGUAUUGAUACAUGAGGCAAUGAGUACGUCUAGCUGUUCUAUAGCAUUCCCCCAUCAUACUAAUUUAUUUCCCUUCAUGCAUUUCCAGGGUCUACCAUUUAGCAGUAAGCAUUUUUAUGCAUAGGCUGCCAGUUCUUUAAGGCAAUCACGUAUUCUUCAUCUCAUUUUCUGUAUAUCUGCUAUUUGUAUGUAUUGUAAACACAUAUGACCAUACUGUCUCAUCAGCUUACCUUCUCCCAUUUUAAUAAAAAAUAAAAAGUCUGUGAUGUAAUUUGCAUAAGUUACUGAAAUCUAAUGUGCACAAAACUUGCCAAUAAAAGAAUAU